UUUCUUUGCUAUCUGGGUAGGUCUUGAGGCUCAGUUGGCAGGGAGUAAUCUUUUCGACUCAAACGUAUUACUGAAAAGUUUCCUGUUUGUUUGAUCUGGGUUUCCAUUGCCCUUUCCUCAGAUCAUACGUUCUCCAUUAAAUCCUUACUUCUCUGCUUCUACUGUUACAGCCAUCAAUACACACCUCUGGGUUUGGGCUAUUGGGAGGAAGACUGGGUUUCAUGCGGGAGAUGGAGAGAAGCGCAGCAUCAUAUAAGAAAUCAUCUUUAAUUGUUUAAGCAUUUCAUUUUGGGCAUUUGAGGAUUAUGGGUAGAGGCAGGGGAAAGGGGAAGAAGUUGAUUGUUGUUACGAGUCAUGAGGAUCCUGGUAGUGGUGGGGAGGAAUCACUUCCUGCAUACAAGAAAAGGGGGAGGCCGCAGAAGCCAUUAAAGGAUGAGAUCGAUGAAGAAGAGGUUGAGAAGAUUGAAGAGGAAGACGGGCAGGAAACUAAAUCAGUUACUUCAAACAAAGAGAUAAAAGGUCCAGCAGUGACAGAUAAUGGGAAGAAGAGGAAGAGGUACUCGCAAGCAAAAGAGAAUACAGAUUCUGUCAAAGAGGAGAACGGCACUGGAACCAAAUCAAGCACUGCUAACUCGGUCAAAUCCAAUGGUUAUCGACCGAAUGGGAAUAGGCGUAAAAGCAAGCCACGGAGGGCUGCUGAAGCUGGUGUUGAGUGUAAGUGAUAUUUGGGUUAGCUGUUGCAAUGAGUUUCUUCCCUUUUUCCCUUCACCAGAUAACGCGUGGGUCUGAGAAUCAGUUGUUGGUUCAUCUCUGGUUCUUUAUUGUUCUUUUUCUUUCAGCUUUUUCUGUUUCCUUUUCUUUCCUUCAUUUGUAAUUUUUGAUUUUCAGUUCCUUGUUGAUGAAUGAUUUUGUUUGGGAGGUUUGGAACAGGCUGUAUUGCUUUUUUUAAUCUUCCAUUAAGGUAUUAAUGUUGGAUAUUUGCACUUGUUUUAUCAUAUUAUAUAUAUUUGAUGUGGCA
Molecule: messenger RNA, 1018 nt
Organism: Telopea speciosissima
Lineage: Eukaryota; Viridiplantae; Streptophyta; Magnoliopsida; Proteales; Proteaceae
Exons: 2
Coding region: 306-722 (138 amino acids)
Source: RefSeq, a predicted model, not a curated record